Molecule: messenger RNA, 576 nt
Organism: Penicillium maclennaniae
Lineage: Eukaryota; Fungi; Ascomycota; Eurotiomycetes; Eurotiales; Aspergillaceae
Product: 2-hydroxy-palmitic acid dioxygenase MPO1
Exons: 4
Coding region: 1-576 (191 amino acids)
Biological process (GO): sphingoid catabolic process
Cellular component (GO): endoplasmic reticulum
Source: RefSeq, a predicted model, not a curated record
AUGGCGCUUCAUCUUGAAAAACAGCUGCUCUUCUAUGGAGCCUACCACAGCAACCCAGUGAACGUCGCAAUUCACAUUACAUGUGUACCGGUCUUGCUAUUCACUGGAAUAAUCUUGGCUUGCAACUGUCCUCCUCUUUUCAGCGUUCCCGAUGCCAUCUCUUUCGAGUACCUCCCUGCCAAUGCCGGAACGAUCGGGGCCUUUAUAUACACCAUCUUCUACGUAUUACUCGAACCGGUAGCAGGCGGCCUGAUCGCACCGCUGGUGAUCGGCUCAGCAGCAUGCGGAAAUUACCUCCUUGGAGAGUACGGAACGAUCGUGAACUACUGGGCCGCGGGGAUUCACGUCGUGUCCUGGCUGGCGCAAUUCGUUGGACACGGUAUCUUCGAGGGGCGGGCUCCGGCAUUGCUGGACAACCUUGUCCAGGCCCUACUCCUGGCUCCCUUGUUCGUGUGGAUGGAGAUUCUGUUCUUCUUCGGGUAUCGCCCGGAGCUGAAACAGCGCUUCGACAGUAAUGUGGAGAAGGAAAUUGCCAAGUUCCGUCAGCAGAAGCAGCAAAAGAGUCGGGCCAAAUGA